This is a messenger RNA of Arabidopsis thaliana (thale cress), 1937 nucleotides long. RefSeq names its product 3-ketoacyl-acyl carrier protein synthase III (gene KAS III). Gene Ontology annotation, molecular function: 3-oxoacyl-[acyl-carrier-protein] synthase activity; acyltransferase activity; beta-ketoacyl-acyl-carrier-protein synthase III activity. Bases 357 to 1571 code for a protein of 404 amino acids. Gene Ontology annotation, cellular component: chloroplast. The record is from RefSeq and is marked reviewed. Lineage: Eukaryota; Viridiplantae; Streptophyta; Magnoliopsida; Brassicales; Brassicaceae. The transcript has 8 exons. Gene Ontology annotation, biological process: fatty acid biosynthetic process.
GUAGUAAGUAAACUAUUCAUCUAUCAUAAAUUAAUUUCGAUAUUUUGUAAGAAUAACUAAUCACUGAACAAAACGGUAGUUUACACUUUUCAGUGGCAUUGGAAUCUCCUCAAAAUCGAGCUGUCACACUCACCUCCCCUGUCUCCUCUUCGCUUCGGUACUUCCGAAGAUUUCAUUUUCUAGACACUCCAUCCUCUCUCACACACACCUUAAUUUCGAAUUUUUGUCAAUUGGUGAUGCAGUUACUCUGAACUCGAGCUGAGAGAGAGGCAUAGAGAUCCUUGCGAUUCGUUGUAUCCGUAACAUUUAACAAUCUCGUUUUGUUUUUCUUCUGUUCCUCUAUUAUCAACAAUCAAAUGGCUAAUGCAUCUGGGUUCUUCACUCAUCCUUCAAUUCCUAACUUGCGAAGCAGAAUCCAUGUUCCGGUUAGAGUUUCUGGAUCUGGGUUUUGCGUUUCCAAUCGAUUCUCUAAGAGGGUUUUGUGCUCUAGCGUCAGCUCCGUCGAUAAGGAUGCUUCGUCUUCUCCUUCUCAAUAUCAACGACCCAGGCUAGUGCCGAGUGGCUGCAAAUUGAUUGGAUGUGGAUCAGCAGUUCCAAGUCUUCUGAUUUCUAAUGAUGAUCUCGCUAAAAUAGUUGAUACUAAUGAUGAAUGGAUUGCUACUCGUACUGGUAUUCGCAACCGUCGAGUUGUCUCAGGCAAAGAUAGCUUGGUUGGCUUAGCAGUAGAAGCAGCAACCAAAGCUCUUGAAAUGGCUGAGGUUGUUCCUGAAGAUAUUGACUUAGUCUUGAUGUGUACUUCCACUCCUGAUGAUCUAUUUGGUGCUGCUCCACAGAUUCAAAAGGCACUUGGUUGCACAAAGAACCCAUUGGCUUAUGAUAUCACAGCUGCUUGUAGUGGAUUUGUUUUGGGUCUAGUUUCAGCUGCUUGUCAUAUAAGGGGAGGCGGUUUUAAGAACGUUUUAGUGAUCGGAGCUGAUUCUUUGUCUCGGUUUGUUGAUUGGACGGAUAGAGGGACUUGCAUUCUAUUUGGAGAUGCUGCUGGUGCUGUGGUUGUUCAGGCUUGUGAUAUUGAAGAUGAUGGUUUGUUCAGUUUUGAUGUGCACAGCGAUGGGGAUGGUCGAAGACAUUUGAAUGCUUCUGUUAAAGAAUCCCAAAACGAUGGUGAAUCAAGCUCCAAUGGCUCGGUGUUUGGAGACUUUCCACCAAAACAAUCUUCAUAUUCUUGUAUUCAGAUGAAUGGAAAAGAGGUCUUUCGCUUUGCUGUCAAAUGUGUUCCUCAAUCUAUUGAAUCUGCUUUACAAAAAGCUGGUCUUCCUGCUUCUGCCAUCGACUGGCUCCUCCUCCACCAGGCGAACCAGAGAAUAAUAGACUCUGUGGCUACAAGGCUGCAUUUCCCACCAGAGAGAGUCAUAUCGAAUUUGGCUAAUUAUGGUAACACGAGCGCUGCUUCGAUUCCGCUGGCUCUUGAUGAGGCAGUGAGAAGCGGAAAAGUUAAACCAGGACAUACCAUAGCGACAUCCGGUUUUGGAGCCGGUUUAACGUGGGGAUCAGCAAUUAUGCGAUGGAGGUGAAUGGCUAAGUCCAACAAUGUAAGUUAACUUCAGAGCCAAAGCUUUUUUCUCCCUCGAGGAACACUGGAAAUUGGUUUAACCGGUCUUGUUUAGUCCGGUUAAACUAAAGGUAAAGCACAUUUUGUCUGAAUUCAGUCUCUCUUUUUUUGAAGGUUCAUUGUUGUUACUUGUUUAACUUUGUUAGUUAUUUCGAAUGCUAAUAACCAAAAAGAAGAAAGAAAAGGGAGCAUUCUUUCAUCAUUUCUUGUUUGUAAUGUUAAGACAACAUUUCUCCAUUUGCUUAAAUCUUUUCUUCUUCUGUUUUUGAGAACUAUUAGAAUCAAAAUGUUUUAUAUUUCUGUUCAAUUUUCUAUACGAAUUAGAAUC